Molecule: messenger RNA, 3386 nt
Organism: Heteronotia binoei (common prickly gecko)
Lineage: Eukaryota; Metazoa; Chordata; Lepidosauria; Squamata; Gekkonidae
Gene: TTLL10
Product: tubulin tyrosine ligase like 10
Exons: 16
Coding region: 37-3351 (1104 amino acids)
Biological process (GO): protein modification process
Source: RefSeq, a predicted model, not a curated record
AAAAAAGGGAUGCGAGGCUCGUAUUAGACCUUCUCCAUGGCUCACCUGCAAGCCCCAUACACUAAAGCUUUACUCGGGCGUUUAGGGUACGCUGAGCAAAGCCACUGUCCAGAGCAUAAGUGGGCAUCAGCUAGACAAUUUCCAGGAAGGAAAUCUAUCUUCUCCCCUUUGAUCAAGCAAGAUGAACCUGCUGAAAAGGAUACAGAUGCUCAAAGAAGCCCAUUGGAGCCACAACUGGGAAAUGAGAAAAUGCUACUCAAGGUGCAAAACGUGGAAGAACGUGCCGGCAACUCUGGACUGGGGACCAGCAAGCAAAUGGAGGCCCUGGAUCUUCCAAGUUUUCCCAGAGCAGACUCCGGGCUCUCCAAAACAAAUGACUGGAGCACAGAUCACAUGACAGAGGCCAGCCAAGGCCAACAUCAGUUUCUACCGGCAAGCCCCUUCGUAAAGACUGGAAGUGUGGAAAGUAGCGAUGCUUCUUUUGAGGGAAAUGUGGCCCAAGAGUGGGGGUCUAAGGAGGGUCCUCUUGAGCUAGAACCAGUGGUUCGGUGCCAAGAGGCCCAUGUGGGCGUCACACCAUCUGAGCCAAUACAGGACUCUGUCAACACAGCCAGAAAAUCCUGUUCCACCUCCAAGGUAGACUCCAAGGGGGUCUUAGCGGGGGUCAAGCGAAACAAGAAAGACAAAGCCGGAACGCAGAGGGGUAAUCAGCACCCGGAGGGACCUCCGUCGGCAGAUGCAGGUGAAUCUCUGCACCUUCAGCUGCCACACUGGGAUGAUUUCCUUUGCCAGCCAAGCCAGAAGGAUGCAAAUUCUGUAGAGUCAGGCGCCAAGGGGGGCCAGUGGGAAGGCAGAAGGAACAGGGGCAUGAAUGUGGUGCUAGCCCACUGCUGGCUGCCGGAAGACAAGAUGGCAGACGGGAAGCCACUGGCAGAGAUAGGGAUGUGUCUCGACUUCACAGUGGAGUCCUGCCUUCUCGCGGCCCGAGAUCACGGUUCUUCCCGGCAGGGUGAAGCGCUUUCAGAUGGCUUGGCGUUCUUGGGAAUGACAAGAGUGGCCCACAUCGUGUGGCCUCCCCAUUAUGAGCUGAGCCAGGCAGCUUCUAGAGGACCCAUGGCUUCAAAGAGGGAAGAUUCACCACCGACUCCCCUGACACAACAGGUCUGCAGGAAACGGCUUUUUUGCUUCCCGCCCCUCUUAAUUCUCCGAAGACCAACUUGCUUCUCAGGAUGGACCGCUGAACGAUCCUUAGAAAGCUGUGGGAAAGCCGCCGCCCUUCUCUUAGGCUUCCAGUGGAACCCGCCGUACUGCAAAGCAGGAGCUUCUAACUUAGCAGAAGGGGAACCGACGCAUGAAACCGAGCCCAAAGGGAACAAAACCGCCCUGAAAGCCUUGCCACGAAUGAACCCUCCAGAAGAAAAGAAGCCAGAAGAACCCCCUGGAUCAGGGCCAUUCUUCUACAUUGGGGGAGCAAAUGGAGUCGACAUAGUGAGUCUCUACUGCAAGAACAAAGGGUGGCAGCGUAUCUAUGACAACCGCCGGGAGGAUUACAUCCUGAAAUGGUGCGAGACCAAGUUUCGGGAUACCUAUUACAACUUCAGGGAAGGGGAACAGUUGCUCUAUCAGCUCCCAAACAACAAACUCCUCACCACAAAGAUUGGCCUUUUGGUGAACCUCCGGGAGUAUGAACGGGUGAUGAGCAAAAUCUCCAGGAAUUCAAAGUUAUUAAGAAUGGAGGAAUUUUUUCCUGAAACAUUCCGUCUGGACACCAAAGACGAGAGAGAACUCUUUUUUGAAGUCUACAGAGAGCCCCAUAUUUGGAUCUGCAAGCCGACUGGCUGGAACCAAGGCCGAGGGAUAUUCCUCCUGAAAAACCAAGAGGAAAUCAAAAGUCUGCAACUCAAACUGCAGGCCAUCGAAGAAGAUCCUGUAUAUAAGAAGCUGCCCUACAGAAUCCCCCAGGCAAUGAUCGUGCAAAGGUAUAUUGACAGGCCGCUGCUGCUCGAGGGAAAGAAGUUUGACGUCCGGUCUUACCUCCUCAUCGCCUGCACGUUUCCCUACAUGCUGUUCUUCGGCCACGGCUACGUCCGCCUCACCUGCCUCAACUACAAUCCCAUGUCGGAAGACCUCACUUCUCACCUGACCAACCAGUACGUGCAGAAGAAACAUCCCAUCUACAGCCACGUCAAGGAGGAGACGGUGUGGCGGAUGGAGCGCUUCAACGCCUACGUCAACGAACGCUUCCGGCACAGCAAAGGACUCCCCAAAGACUGGGUCUUCAACCAGUUUACUAAGAGAAUGAAGGAAAUCAUGUUGCACUGUUUCCUUGCUGUCAAGUCCAAACUGGAUUGCAAGCUGGGCUACUUUGAUCUGAUCGGCUGUGACUUCUUGAUUGAUGAAGACUUCAAGGUGUGGCUCUUGGAGAUGAACUCCAACCCUGCCCUACACACCAACUGCAGCGCUUUGAAGAGCAUCAUUCCCGUGGUAGUGAAUGAAACUCUGGAUCUGGCGUUCGAGAUCUUCACCAAGAGCCAAAAGAACCAGCCAAUCCUGCCUCUGGAGUCGCUCUCCCAUUUCGUGCUGCUCUACAACGGGGUGACGUCCGACAACGGGCCCCCUCGGACCACCAAGAGUAGGACUUCCCUCCGUUCCCUGCACGGCUACCGGCCCCCAAUGGAGAGCACCGCCAACAACACCGGCACCGCCAACUCCAUCGGCAGCAGCAACCGGCCGCCAGACUGGCAGCUGCCGAAAUCCAUGGAGAAGCCGCCCAAGACGGAACCGUCCGGCCUUCCCGAAGGGAUCUCCCACCCUCCUCACAAGACUAUCCCUCGGACGACUCUCCCGAUGCCCCAGAUCCAGAUAUCCAUUGUUCCCAACCUCUCCAAUUGCCCUUCUGUGAAAGCCGUCCUCCGGGGCAACCAAGUCUGUAACAGCGGGAGCCAAUAUAUCAUCCAACCCAUCGCGGAGUCGGAGAAGCAUCCCGCGGGGUCGACCAAGGCCGAGACCAGCGAUGAGAAGGCCAAAAGCAACCCCGUGGCCCCUCUCAAUUCUCUCAAAGACAAGUCCUACACGGCGUGGCUCAAACACACGUUUGGGAGCCAGGGCCACGCCGUGGGUGGCAACCCGGCCCACGUCCCCUUGACCAGUUCUCAGAUGGUCUCCCUCCAUCUGCAGUCCAACCUCCCCCCCAACGUCCCAGCGCCUCAAGAACGGGCCAGACUCCCCCGCCAGCUCAUGACCCACGCCAAGCCCCCCGGCGACGACGGCAAGACUGCGGCGGCGGCAGGAAGCUGCAGCUGCGGCGAUUCACUCCCAGAAGAUAAAAAGGCCUCUCACCGUGGCUCCUGAACGAAGAUCGCUUGUGUAUUUGGAAAAGCCAUGGU